Rattus rattus (black rat) is the source of this 1948-nucleotide messenger RNA. It is a transcript of the gene Prpf18, whose product is annotated as pre-mRNA processing factor 18. The transcript is spliced from 11 exons. Gene Ontology annotation, biological process: RNA splicing; generation of catalytic spliceosome for second transesterification step. Gene Ontology annotation, cellular component: U4/U6 x U5 tri-snRNP complex; U2-type post-spliceosomal complex; U5 snRNP. The coding region runs from base 147 to 1136 and encodes 329 amino acids. NCBI's taxonomy places the organism in Eukaryota, Metazoa, Chordata, Mammalia, Rodentia, Muridae. The record is from RefSeq and is a predicted model, not a curated record.
UCCGCCGGAAGCGACUCGGGCUGUUGUUGUUCUCUUGUAAUUGGGCUCUCGUUUUGUGGUAGUUCGUCCUCUACCCCCUCCCCUAGCGGGUGAGGUUACAGCGACGGGCUGGAGAGGCAAAGUGGAGCUAAGACACUGGGAGCGAGAUGGACAUCCUGAAGUCAGAGAUUCUGCGGAAGCGGCAGCUGGUGGAGGACAGGAACCUGCUGGUGGAAAAUAAAAAGUACUUCAAGCGGAGUGAACUUGCAAAAAAGGAAGAGGAAGCUUAUUUUGAAAGAUGUGGCUACAAGCCUAUAAGUGAGAAGCCUUCUGGAGAGGUACAGCCAAAAGAGGAUGACCAGAAACCGCUAACGUCAUCAAAUCCAGUGCUGGAACUUGAACUAGCAGAGGAAAAGCUUCCUAUGACUCUUUCUAGGCAAGAGGUCAUCAGAAGACUGAGAGAGAGAGGAGAGCCAAUGAGGCUGUUUGGGGAAACUGACUACGAUGCUUUCCAGCGUUUAAGAAAAAUAGAGAUUCUCACACCAGAAGUUAACAAGGGCUUAAGGAAUGACCUGAAAGCGGCUCUGGACAAGAUUGACCAGCAGUACUUGAAUGAAAUCGUGGGUGGUCAGGAACCUGGAGAGGAGGACACACAGAAUGAUCUGAAGGUUCACGAGGAAAACACCACCAUUGAGGAGUUAGAGGCACUGGGGGAGUCCUUAGGGAAAGGUGACGAUCACAAGGACAUGGACAUCAUCACCAAGUUCCUGAAGUUUCUUCUUGGUGUUUGGGCUAAAGAAUUGAAUUCCAGAGAGGAUUAUGUGAAACGCAGCGUGCAGGGCAAACUGAACAGUGCAACCCAGAAGCAGACCGAGUCCUACCUCAGACCACUUUUCAGAAAGCUCCGGAAAAGGAAUCUUCCUGCUGAUAUUAAAGAAUCAAUAACAGAUAUUAUUAAGUUCAUGCUACAGAGAGAGUACGUGAAGGCGAAUGACGCUUACCUUCAGAUGGCCAUUGGCAAUGCUCCCUGGCCUAUUGGUGUCACUAUGGUCGGCAUCCACGCCAGAACUGGCAGGGAAAAGAUUUUUUCCAAGCAUGUUGCCCAUGUCUUAAAUGAUGAAACCCAACGAAAAUACAUUCAGAAAGCUACAGUCUAAGAAGGCUUAUACUAGUUCCUUCUCUGCGGGGAGUGCAUUCAGCAGCCUUCGGUGGACACCGGAACACUGGAGAGUACUGAACCCUAUACACCCUACCCCACAGCCCAGAUACGUAUUUAACUAUGGGGAAAUUUGGUUUAUUAAUUAGGUUGAGUAAGAAAUUAACAGCACCGGCUAGACGUGGUGGCAUAUACCUGAAUUCCACUACUCAGUUGGUGGAGUUAGAGGACCCUUGUUUUAAGCUAGCUUGUGUCUCAGAUAAUCAUAAUACACGGGGGGAGGAGGGCAGAAGAGGGGCUUGUUAAUAACUGCUUAUAAAAAAGAGCAGUUGUAUUGAUCUUCUGCAGCGAGAGUUGUGUGAAUACGGCCUCCCUGGAAACGUGGUACUCUGACCACUGUGCUAACGUGAGGAGUGGUUUCUGCAUAAGGAGGUGAAGUGAGGCCGCUGAUGUAGGGGGUGCUGUGGUGAUGGAGGCUCCUGCUGAGCUUCUAGUGCCCCUGUGACAGUAUCUUCAAGCCAUCAUAAUGGUUGACUGAAGGUAAUGAAGUGUGGAGGAUAAAACCUCAGAGAAGGGAAGUGACGUAGCAGGGCACAGCGCAGGAGGAUAUUGGGAAGUUCCUCAGGAUGGGCACUUGUCUUUAAGACAGCUUCAUGGAGUAAAGGACACCAUGACAUCAUACAUGAUGAUGGGAGGGAGGGAAAAUCAGGCUUUUAAUUUCUUGGCGCUAAAACAAAACUUGUGGAAUUUGUUUUAUUUUGAAACAGGGUCUUCCUGUAUAGUUCAGGCUAGCCUCAAACUCAGUGUCUCUAC